AUGUGGGAACAAAACGACAAUGAAGAUGGAAAGUCGCGAAGAGGCGGUGAAUCUGGUGGGAUUGGCGGAUCUGGAGGCACGGUGGUAAGGGAGGGUCCGACGGCGCCGAAAAGAACCAAGCUCGGAGGUGAGAAGGAUGUGCUGCCAGAUUUGUUGCAAACGACGGCGAGAGAGUUGAAAGCGCACACAUCAUAG
This is a messenger RNA of Arabis nemorensis, 195 nucleotides long. The record is from the annotation of a GenBank genome assembly. NCBI's taxonomy places the organism in Eukaryota, Viridiplantae, Streptophyta, Magnoliopsida, Brassicales, Brassicaceae.